AUGUCUGAGUUCAUUCAUGCUGUGAAGUCCAUCACUUCACAAAAUGGGCCAGAGUCAAAUGUGCCUGAAAUAUAUCCAGAGUUUUCCAAUGAGGCACACUCUGUUAAGCGACCAUCUCAAGAAUACCACCCAGAAAAUGUUGCUGGACACUCCAACUAUUAUGUCCCAGCAUAUGACGAAGAAGAAGUCACAGUUAAGGAAUGGUUGGAACAUGUGUUUGCCCACCCACUUCAGUUUAUCAAACACUAUUUGAUUUCGCUUUUCCCUAUUGCUCAGUGGAUCUUGCAUUACAAUUACAAAUGGCUAUACGGUGACUUGGUUGCCGGUAUCACUGUUGGUGUUGUGUUGGUUCCACAAUCAAUGUCGUAUGCUCAGUUGGCUGGUUUAGAACCACAAUAUGGUUUAUACUCUUCGUUUGUUGGUGUGUUUAUAUACUCCUUUUUUGCCACCAGUAAAGAUGUUUCCAUUGGUCCUGUUGCCGUUAUGUCUAUGCAAGUUGGUAAAGUUAUUGCUCAUGUGCAAAGUAAAUUUGGUGAUCAAUAUGCAGCACCUGAAAUUGCCACAUUCUUGGCUUUGAUUUGUGGUGGUAUUGCCACCGGUAUUGGUCUUUUGAGAUUGGGUUUCAUCUUGGAGUUCAUCUCCAUUCCAGCUGUUAUGGGAUUCAUGACCGGUUCUGCCUUCAACAUUAUUGCUGGUCAGGUGCCUGCGUUGAUGGGAUACAAUAGUUUGGUCAACACAAGAGACUCGACUUAUAUGGUGAUUAUCAACACAUUGAAGAAUUUGCCACACUCUACUGUUGAUGCCGCAUUUGGCUUGGUCUGUUUGUUUAUCUUGUAUGUUUGGAAAUUCGGUACUGAUUGGGCACAAAAGAGAUGGCCAAGGUACAAGAUGUGGUUCUUUUAUUUCCAACAGUUGAGAAACGCCGUGGUGAUUAUUGUUGCCACUGCAAUCACAUGGGGUAUUGUGCAUCCUGAAAAAAUUGCUUACAAGGGCGACAUUAAAAAUUUCAAAGGUUCCAUCAAGACUAUUGGUGAGGUUCCUAGUGGGUUGAGACACGUUGGUGUUAUGACCAUUCCUGAUGGUAUUGUUGGUGCUAUGGCAUCUGAGAUUCCUGUCUCGACUGUUAUCUUGUUAUUGGAGCAUAUUGCCAUUUCGAAAUCUUUCGGAAGAGUCAACGACUAUAAGGUUGUUCCUGAUCAAGAAGUUAUUGCCAUUGGUGUUAAUAACUUGAUUGGUACUUUUUUCAAUGCUUACCCAGCCACUGGUUCCUUUUCCAGAUCCGCUUUGAAAGCCAAGUGUGGUGUAAGAACCCCAUUGGCUGGUAUCUUUACUGGUGCUGUUGUGUUGUUGGCUUUGUACGCAUUCACUUCAAGUUUUUUCUACAUUCCAAAAGCUGUUUUGUCUGCUGUGAUUAUCCACGCGGUGUCUGAUCUUUUGGCCAACUACAAGGUCACGUGGUCUUUUUGGAGAAUUAGUCCACUCGACUGUGGAAUCUUUUUGAUUGCUGUGAUUUUAACUGUGUUUGUUACCAUUGAGGCAGGUAUCUACUUUGCCAUUGCUGCAUCCCUUGUGGUUUUGUUAUGGAGAAUUGCUUUGCCAACUGGUUUAUUUUUGGGUAAAGUGCAAGUUGCCGAAGUUGUUAACCCAGUUAUCGAACAAGCUGCAUUAUCAGAGUAUGAGCAAUCAUCCGAAAACUCUUCAGACAUUGAGAUUCACCAAGUCUUGUCUGGAAACUCAAACUAUAGAUCCACCGAUGAAAAGAAGAAUAAGGAGAAUGGAGCCUUUAACGCACAAACACAGGAUAAGACUUCUACAUUUGCAUUGCAAAAGACCAACCCACAUAUCAAGUUCCAUACCCGUUGGGUUCCAUUGAACAAGAAAAACAUCAACAAACACAUCAACAUCACACCACCCCCACCUGGUGUCCUUGUUUACAAACCACUUGAAUCAUUUACAUAUCCUAAUGCCUCGCGACAAAUUGAUAUUGUUUCCGAUGAAGCAAAGAGACUUACAAAGAGGGCAAAGCCAUACAGCAGUAACGAUACUGGAUCAAGACCAUGGAAUGAUCCAGGUCCAUUGAAAUGGAACUUGCCAUUCUUGAGGAAAUACAAUGUUCCAGAGAAGCAUGAAUCAGACACUCGUCCAGUUUUGAGGAUUGUGCACUUUGACUUUUCCACUGUGUCACAAAUCGAUGUCACAUCUAUCCAGGCAUUGGUUGAUUUAAGGAAAGCAUUGAAUGCAUAUGCUGAUCGCGAAGUUGAGUUUCAUUUUUCAGGAAUCUUGAGUCCUUGGAUCCGUCGUGGGUUGUUGAAUGCUGGAUUUGGAACAUACGAGGAUGGCUUGACAUCAAGUAAUAAUUAUGUUGGAAUUGCUGCAGGAUACGAAGAUUUGGAAGAAGGUAUCGAUGAACAGUACCUUGCAGCUGUUGGUACAAACACACCGUUUUUCCAUUUGGACAUUCCAGACUAUCAAUAA
This is a messenger RNA of Lodderomyces elongisporus, 2475 nucleotides long. RefSeq names its product sulfate permease (gene SUL2). Bases 1 to 2475 code for a protein of 824 amino acids. The transcript has a single exon. Lineage: Eukaryota; Fungi; Ascomycota; Pichiomycetes; Serinales; Debaryomycetaceae. Gene Ontology annotation, cellular component: plasma membrane. Gene Ontology annotation, biological process: transmembrane transport. The record is from RefSeq and is a predicted model, not a curated record. Gene Ontology annotation, molecular function: secondary active sulfate transmembrane transporter activity.